AUGGUUGCGACAAUGACGAACGAGGAUACUCAGGUACCAAUGCCAGAUGCACUGGAUGCUGCAUCACCUUCACCACAAGAACUUGAGGGGAUCUGGGCUAGCAAUGCCGUUGUCCCAGAGUCUAUCACAGGCUGCGUUCAUGAUUUAAUUACUGAGGUAGCGCAAAGACAACCAGAUGCCCUUGCUGUUUGCGCGUGGGACGGAAAUUUUACCUAUGCUCAACUAUCCACCCUGAGUGAUCAUGUUGCUCAUUAUCUAUGUGAAAUGGGAAAUCCACCGAGCUCCUCGGUCACCCUUCUUUUCCCGAAAUCACGAUGGACAUGUGUCGCCAUGUUAGGAAUCAUCAAAGCCGGAUGCGCGGCAAUUGCCCUCGAUUCCACUCAUCCAGAUGCGAGACUUCGAUCUAUUAUUGAACAUGCGCAGCCAAAAGCCAUGAUCUGUUGCGCGGCUACCCGUGACAGAGUAUCUCUAUUGUGCGACUCCCCCGUCCUUCAGCUCGAAGAUAGCCUGCUGGAGAUUGCGGGUACCAUGAAACGGCAGAUCCUUGAUUUGCCUGUGGUAUCACCCAGAGAUAUAGUCUAUAUAUCUUUUACAUCUGGAACUACCGGCGAACCCAAAGGAGCGUGUAUUAGCCACGCCAACGUGAGAAGUGCUGUACAUCACCAGGGUAAAGCUCUUGGCUUCCAUCCAGAAUCGAGAGUCUUUGACUUUGCACCUUACUCAUUUGACGUGGCCUGGAGUAAUGUUCUUCAUACGCUGUCCGCAGGUGGCUGCUUAUGUGUUGCCAACGAGCAAGAUAUGGUGAAUAACCUAUCAGCUGCUAUCACGGCCUUUGCGGCGAGUCUGAUUAAUGUCACCCCCACUGUUCUGCGAACAAUCAGUCCGGUCCCACCGACACUUCAAACUGUACUUCUGAGUGGAGAGAUGCCGUAUCGAGAAAAUAUAACUCAAUGGGCGGGCCGCGUUCGUCUUCUCAAUACAUACGGUCCCACCGAAUGCACCUGGAAAUGUACCUUUUCGCAGCUCAAUCGCUGCGAGGAAGACCGGCCGGAUAUUGGGAGAGGAACGGGGUUCUGCCUCUGGAUUGUCAAUCCCAACGACAGCAGCCAGCUUGUUUCUCCUGGUUCCCCCGGAGAACUGUACCUUGAGGGACCCAUGGUUGGCCAAGGGUACCUUUCCAAUCAAGAAAAGUCUAGCGAAGCGUUCAUCGACAACCCACCAUGGCUUUUGUCUGGUAGUCCUGGUGUCCCAGGACGACAAGGCCGCCUAUACAGGACCGGAGACCUAGUCAAAACGCGCUUAGAUGGAAGCGUCCUGUUUCUAGGGCGGAAAGAUGUCUCUCAAUUAAAGAUUAGAGGUCAACGGGUUGAGAUUGGGGAUGUCGAGCACCAUGCGCGUGCAUGUCUGAAUGACGCACUGACAAUCAUUGCCGAUAUCGUGCUGCCCCGGGGAAGCGAUGCUGCACUGCUUGCACUAUUUGUGCAGACCAAGAACCAGGACCCAAAGGCAGUCAAGGCCGUGAUGAAUGAUCUUGUGCGUGACCUAGAUCGUGUAUUGCCAGCAUUUAUGCUCCCCAGCAUCUAUCUCCCCGUUGAAGAGAUACCGGUAGGUGCCACGGGGAAAGUCGACAGGCGACAACUGCGAGGGCUGGGAGUUAGCUUAUCUUUAGAGCAGCUUCUUAACUUACAGUCAACCAUCCUGCCAGUCCAAGAACACCGUGACCCAUCCACUGUCAGGGAGGAGCAGCUCCGAGAGCUUUGGGCGCAUGUAUUAAACAUACCAUCGACUGGAAUUAGCGCCACGGACAGUUUCCUCCGCUUAGGCGGGGACUCAGUGGCAGCCAUGCUGUUGGUCGCGGCAGCACGGGAGGCCAAUUUAUCCAUCACAGUGGCAGAUGUGUUCAAGAGUCCAGUGCUGUGUGAUCUUGCUCUGGUUAUCAAGGAGGAUUCUUCCUUUUCUGGAGAAGAGGUAAUUGCCCCAUUCUCCUUGCUGGAUCAUCCUUCAGAUAUUCAAAGAAUGCGCGAGGAGGCUGCUAGGCUCUGCAGUAUUGAAGUGGCUCAGGUUGAAGAUAUAUAUCCGUGCACCCCACUCCAACAGGGCAUGCUCUCUAUCACGGCUCGAAGCGAGACCAAUAACGUUGCGCGGACACUAUUUGAGCUCCCUAGCCACACAGAUCUCUCUCGGUUCGAAAAGGCAUGGCUAAGUACUGUUCAGCAAGCAUCAAUCCUGCGAACACGGGUCAUCGACCUGACCAGCAAUGGUCUAGUUCAAGUUGUUGUCGAGUCUCCCAUCAUGCUGGAUCGAUAUGAGAAUAUCACCGACUUCGUCAAAUACUCCGUUCCAAUGGGAUUGGGAGUUCCUUUGUGUCGAGCUGGCCUAAUUUCUGGAGUGUCCCCUUGUCUUAUCAUGGAAAUGCACCAUUCAAUUUUCGAUGGCUGGUCCACCAAGUUGAUACUGGAUGCCAUGGAAGCCGAAUACUACGAGAAGGUCACACACUCAGCUAUGGUGCCCUUCCGGUCAUUUGUGAAGUAUGCAAAAGGGAUGAACAAGGAAAAAGCGUCGCUCUAUUGGAAGACCUAUUUGGAUGGGGGUUCUGAAACGAAGACUUUCCCGUCUCCGGGGUAUCGUCCAGAGACAAAGCUUGACUUCAACCAUAAUGUCACUGAAAUUCCGUGGAAACACUCGGGGACCACACCAUCGUCGGUCGUUAGGGCCGCCUUGGCGCUGGUUCUGGCCUCAUACACCAACUCCAACGAUGUCAGAUAUGGUGCCACGAUCAGCGGGCGACACGCUAAUGUGGCCGGGAUCGAACGAAUCGCCGGGCCUACAAUCGCGACUGUACCAGUCCGCGCCAUAUUUGACUGGAAUCAAACAGUCGAGAGCUGGCUUGAGCAGGUUCAGACACAGGCAGUGGAGGCUACUGCACACGAGCAGCUAGGGCUGCAGCAGAUUGUUGGGUUGAUUGAGGAAUCCAACCUUUUCCAACUGCUCCUGGUGGUCCAGCCGGCUCAGCAAGGAAAUACCCACGAGGCUGGCAGCCUUUUUAGCAGGGCUAGUAGUGUUGUUAGCAGCUCUGAUAAACCUGGCAGUUUGAAAAUUGUGUGCAAGGAUGGAGAAGCCGACACCGUUGGCAUGUACAACCCUUAUGCGAUGAUGAUUAUCUGCCAACUCCACGACUCUGGGGUUGAACUGAAGAUCAACUUUGAUUCUGGUGCCAUUUCAGCUAGACGGGUCGAGCGAAUGUCGAUACAAUUUGAACAUUUGCUGCGACAGGUUUGCUCGGAGGAGUGUACUCAGAUGAGCCUACGGGAUAUCACCGCUCUCACCAAGGACGACUUGGUUGACAUUUGGACUUGGAAUGCAGCGCCGCCGGAGCCCAAGUUUGAAUCUAUCACCGACGGCCUUCGUCGGCAAAGCGAUGCGAAGCCAGGGGCAGUUGUGAUAUCUGCUUGGGACCAGCAGUUCACAGCCCAACAGGUGCAAGUCUGGUCUGUAACGCUGGCUGAUCGGCUUCUCGAUGAGGGUGUGCUUCCUGGUUCUAUCAUUAUUCUGGCAUCUGAAAAGAGCGCGUGGCAACCAGUGAUGAUGCUUGCAGCCCUCAGAAUCGGUGCAAUUGUUCUGCCGAUGUCUGUGCCUGUUUCCAAAGCUCGAGCCCUGCAAAUUGUUGAGAACUUGCAGCCCCAAUUUGUCGUUACCUCCACCUCGUCUGAUUUAUGUCCAUUCCAUGAGUUGAUCCCAGUUCUGAGUAUCACCCACCUCAUCAUCCCGGAGAGGAAAGGCUCCGGCGUUGCUGUCAAACAUUCACCAUACUGCCACCUGCCAAGUGAUCCUGCUCUUCUUCUGUUUACAUCAGGGUCCACAGGAACCCCAAAGGCCAUUGCGUGGAGUCACAGCGCCUUAUCAACUAACAUUCAAGCUGCGAUCGUUGCAUUCGGAUUGAACGAUACGAGCAGAGUCUUCCAGUUUGCCGGUUACGAUUUUGAUGUGAGCACAGUAGAGACUUUUGCUGCCUUACUGUCUGGAGCUUGUCUGUGCAUCCCAUCAGAGACAGACCGGAAGAAUCGACUGACUGACGCAAUCAACGGCUACCACGCUAACUGGAUGUGUCUGACCCCAUCUGUGUCCGAGACCAUGAGCCCGAGCGAUCUGCCAUAUAUGCAAACAGUGAUAUUUGCGGGUGAGAAACUCGAGUACAAGACUGCUACUCGAUGGUUAGAUACGCAAAAAACCGUUCACAACUGGUACGGGCCAGCGGAAGCCUCGGUAGCUACUUCGUGCCUUGUAGAUCACGACAUUUGGCGUCCAGGUAUGAUCGGGCAAGGCCGCGCCGGGUUACCGUGGCUUGUUGAUCCGAAAGAUCCAAACCUACUCGCCCCAGUGGGAGCCGUGGCCGAGUUGUGCCUGGAGGGCUCUAUGCUUGCCCAAUAUGCUGGAGCUAAUGGCGCCGAGUUGAACAAAGAGAGUUUUAUCUCUCCAUCGUGGCUGCAGGAUGGCCACUGGAAGACCUCUGGUCGACCAGGUCCAGUCUAUCGUACCGGGGAUCUGGUGAAGUACGACUCGGAUGGUCGUAUCAUCUAUCUUGGGCGUCUCCAAGAUUCUCAGCGAAAGAUUCGAGGCCAGCGGAUUGAUCUGGGAGAGAUAGAGCGGUGUAUCCAAGAAUUCCUGAUUGGCAUAGUGGACACAAUGCUUGUCGCAGAGAUAUUCUCUCCAGCUUGCGGUGAUAACGAUACUUUGGGCCUCUUCGUCAGUCCUGCUGAUCCCGUUGACCGCGCAGAUCCCAAAGCAUAUCUGCAAAGCGCGUGGCCGGUCAAUGAUCUGGAAAACUAUCUUGCCAGCAUUCUCCCGUCUUAUAUGAUUCCCAGGAUCUACAUACCUCUCAGUGAACUUCCUAUCGGGCCGACAGGAAAGAUAGAUAGGCGAGCAUUGCAAGAGAUUGGAGGUUCCCUCACGUUGGCGCAACUGGCAGAAAUGCAACCAACCCGAAGGCAAGCCAGGAAAGUGGCCACGGAAAGCGAGAAACUAUUGCAGCAAAUGUGGGCUCAUGUGUUGGGGGUUGAGCCAGAUGUUAUCUAUGCCACUGAUCACUUCCUUCGCUUGGGGGGAGACUCGAUCAGCGCCAUGCGCCUUGUUGGAAUGGCCCGUAGCCAGGGCUUUUCCCUGACUGUGGCUGAUGUAUUUGAUUUCCCCGAGCUAGAGAAGAUGGUCGAGAAAAUGGUCCACGGUGAAAGCCAUGCGGAUAUGCACGAUAUUCCCGCAUUCUCUCUUUUACCCAUGGGGAUGGACGUGUCGCACGGCCGAUCACAUGUUGCUCAAAUAUGUUCAGUCUCGCAAGAUCAAGUGCUUGAUAUCUACCCCUGCACAGCACUUCAAGAGGGGUUGCUGGCGCUUGGAGCUAGAAGACAAGGACAAUAUAUCUCGCGCAGUGUAUUGCCACUUCAAAGCGAUAUCAAUCCAGACCGACUCAAAAAUGCCUGGGAAAGGACAAUCGCCAAAUUGUCUAUUAUGCGAACCCGAAUCGUGGAUCUCCCAGGCAAAGGUCUUGUGCAGGUCGUUCUCAAUGACACGCCCUGGAGAUCCGGUGAAAACAUCCAGCAGUACUUGCAUGAGGAUGAGAAGGAACCGAUGGGACUAGGAACCCAGCUCUGUCGUGCGGCCAUCAUUGAUCGCACGUUCAUCUUUACCAUCUCACACUGUCUAUAUGAUGGCAGCUCACUGCCUAUGAUUCUCGAGGAAAUCCAGGCACAGUAUUACGAUCAGCCAGGAAGGAAGGUCACUGGGGUGGAGCAUUUCAUUCGCCAUUUGAGCCAGAUGAAUACCCAGGAAUCAGACGGCUUCUGGAAGGCCCAGCUGACUCGCGCUGAGUUCCGUGCAUUUCCCGUCCUGCCAUCUGCAGCAUAUGAGCCACAAGCUAGUGGGUUUACAGAGCAUCCGGUUGCUCUGCAUUGGCCUUCCAAGGGAGCAACCCCAUCCACGAUUCUCCGUGCAGCGUGGGCGGUCCUCUCAUCACAGUAUGUGGCCUCUAACGAUGUGAUCUUUGGAGUAACAGUUAGUGGGCGACAGGCAAAUAUAAACGGUAUGGAAAACUGCGUAGCGCCAACUAUCGCAACGGUUCCAAUUGCUGUAUCAAUUGAUUGGGAGAAUACGGUCGAGGAAUUCCUCCAAGGCCUCCAGAGACAGGGACUGGAUAUCAUGCCCUAUGAGCAAUACGGCUUGCCAAAUAUUCAACGAGCCAACGGAGACCGCAAUGCCGGGUUGUUCCAGACUCUGCUAGUGGUCCAGCCAAUAGUCACAGGGAACAGCCUGCAUGAGGAUAGCCGGUUGUUCAAGGCACGCAGCUUCGCCUCCAGUUUGAGCACCAUGGGCAUCGACCCUUUCAAUGUUUAUGGCUUAAUGGUCAUCUGUCAACUUACUACCUCGGGGGUUAACAUUCAAAUGAGCUUUGACCCAAAGAUUCUCGACAAGCGGCAGAUCCAGCGGACUGUCUAUCAGCUGGAGACAGUCAUCCGCCAAUUAUGUACAAAAUCUCCUGACAGGACCACAUUGAACAAUAUCCAAACAGCCAGUGAGCUCGACCUGGAGCGUUUCUGGGCUCAAAAUGCAGAAUUGCCCCCGGACCCAGCCAUGUUUGUACACGACAAGAUUACUCAAUGUGCCAAAACGGACCCCGAGGCUAUUGCCAUUGAUGCCUGGGACGGCCGGUUCACAUACGGCGAGCUAGACCAGCUCUCUACCGUUGUCGCGCGCAAGCUAAUCCAGCAACUGGGCGUCAAAAAAGGGUCUGUUGUGCCGUUGUGCUUUGUCAAGUCUCGAUGCAUGCCACUGGCCCAGGUUGCGGUCUGGAAAGCCGGCGCAGUAACCUUGCUACAGUCAGCAGACAUGCCAGAGCAGAGAAUGAGUCGUACUUUCCAGCACCUUGGUGUAGAAGUUGCACUGGCUUCACCUGAACGCUUGGCAACGGUCUCGAAGUACGCUCGCUGUAUUACUAUGGAGCAGAUUUUGGAGACCCCGUUGGAAGAAAAUAGCAUGCCACUACCAGUCCUUGAGAUGGAUGACCCGGCCUCGGUUUUGGUAUCCUCUGGCAGCACCGGCGAACCGAAACAUGUUCUCUGGAGUCACCGAGCUCUGGCUGCAAACGCAGAUGAACCAGCCCUGCGGUUGUCGGUAACCUCCUCCUCUCGCAUGUUCCAAUUCUCAUCAUAUGAUUUUGAUGUCGCUACCUUGGAAACAAUCAUUGGGCUGACUCAUGCGGCUUGUCUCUGUAUUCCAUCAGAAGCCCAACGCCUUGAUGGCAUCGCGGUUGCAAUUAAUCAAUUCAGGGCCAACUGGGCCUUUAUCACCCCGUCCACCGCCCGAUUGCUACGUCCACAAGAUGUACCCGGGCUUUUGACUAUCGUGAUGGGGGGCGAGAACAUGUUGCAAGACGAUGUCGCAAGAUGGAAAGGGCACUGUGCUGUCCGCAAUUGGUACGGGCCUGCUGAAUUCCCUGCAGUUACUGUUUACCCGGCCGAUGAGCCCAAUUGGUCCAGCAGUGUGAUUGCACACAUUGAUUUGUUCCGCUGCUGGCUCGUAGACCCACAGAACCGCCACAGACUUGUUCCAUUCGGUGCAAUUGGCGAGAUCGUGGUACAAGGGCCUGCACUCGCCAGUGGCUAUGUCGGAAAUGUGUCUCUUACAGACAAGCACUUCUACCAAGAUCCUACAUUCCUCUCUCAAGGCCUCGGGACUGCUUACCCAGGAAGGCACGGUCGUGUCUAUCGAACAGGGGAUUUGGCUCGAUAUGACUCCGAUGGCUAUCUCGUCUUCUUGGGGCGAAAGGAUGCACAAAUCAAAGUACUUGGUCAGCUUGUAGUUCCCAGGGAAGUGGAAAACCAUAUUAAACAAUGCCUCGAUCUUCCCGGCGAGCAUAAUGAGGUUAUCGUCGACACCAUCCUGCCCCUAGGUGGAGGUGGAGUGAUACUCGUGGGGUUCAUCGUCACCCAAGAUGAUAUCGACCAGUUAACCGUCGGCCUCAACCAGAAGCUUCAGAUGGUUCUUCCUCGCUAUGCAGUACCCUCGUGGUAUAUCGCGAUUGCGAGUGUUCCUUUGACUACAAACGGGAAGCGAGAUCGAAGGCGGCUUCUUGAGAUUGCUGCGUCGUCCCCUCCAUCCAGCCAAGGUUCCACGGGACGACUACCAGUCACGACCGCCGAAAUCACGUUAGCGAGGUUGUGGGCUCUUACUCUUGGAACGGAGCCGGAGACAAUCUCAGCCACUGACAGCUUCCUGCAGGUCGGAAAUUCCAUUGAUGCCAUGCGAUUGGUAGGUACCGCUCGCCAACAUGGCCUGUUGCUCACUGUCGCUGGGGUGAUGGAGUUCCCUAUUUUAGAAGAAAUGGCCAGCCUGUUGCAGAACCUCGAGGAUGUGCCAGAGGACAGCAUUGAGCCUUUUACACUUUUGGAUACUGCUUUAGACCAGAACCUCGCCCGCCAACAGGCAGCAUCCGCUUGUACUGUUAAUGAGGCCGACAUUGAGGAUGUAUUCCCUUGUACCUCUCUCCAGACAGGUCUGCUAGCUUUAACAAUCAAGUCUAACGGGGACUAUACCGGCCGCAAUGUACAGGAGCUAGGGCCUUCGAUAGAUGUCCACCGCUUUGAACAUGCCUGGGAAGAGCUGGUGCGCAUAGUGCCUAUCCUCCGCACACGAAUCGUCGAUCUUCCUGGGCAGGGAUUUGUUCAAGUCGUGAUCCGGGAGAAGGCUGCUUGGAGCAAGGCCGGGAGCGUGGAGGAAUACCUGAGCCAGGAUCGUCAGUAUCCCAUGGGAUUGGGAACCCGUCUGAUGCGUUGUGGGCUGUUUUCAUACAAGUCAACUGAUGAACCAGCUGGUGCCUCCAGCCCAUUGCGUUGGUGUUUUGCAUUGACUAUGCAUCAUUCGAUAUAUGAUGGGCCGACUUCAGCGAUGAUAAUGGGCACGCUGAAGAGCCUUUACUAUGAGGAAACGCCUCUUCGAUUAUGUCCCUUCCAAGCUUUCGUCAAGUACGUCUGCAGCCAGGAUAGGAAAGCCGGAACCAAGUUUUGGAAAGGACAAUUUGAAAGCUGUGAAGCUUCCCAGUUUCCUCUGCUUCCCUCGGCUAGUUACCAGCCAAGAACCGAUUCCACCCAAACUGUUGUAAUCGACAACGUUAAAUGGCGAACAGACGGUUUCACCCCUUCUACCAUCAUCCGUGGAGCAUUCAGCCUCGUAUACGGCCAAUAUGCGAUUUCGUCCGACGUGGUAUUUGGCACGGUGGUAAUGGGCCGCAAAGCCCGCGUUCGGGGGACAGAGAGGAUCGCAGGACCAACGAUUGCCACAGUCCCUGUGCGUGUGCAGAUCAAAGGCGAUGCCACUAUUCCACAAUUUCUUCAAUCUAUUCAAGACCAAGAGAGAGAGAUGGUCCCUCAUGAGCAAACAGGAUUGUCCAACAUUCGUCAAGUCAGCACUCCGGCAGAAGACGCAUGUCGAUUCCAGACCUUGCUCGUAAUUCAACCACCAGAGCAAGCUAUGGACGAUACUGGCUUAUUUGUCUGUCGAUCUGCCGAACAAGAUGAGGCCACUCGAUACCAUAGCUUUAGCUCUUAUGCAUUAUCGGUAGUGUGCAACCUGGAGCCAAGUAGGCUGAAGGUCGAAUUCUGCUAUGACUCUGCCAUAGUCCAGUCAGAAACCAUUCAAACCAUGGCAGCGCACCUGGAUCAGGUCGUUCAAACCAUGUGCAUGCAGGAAUUGCCACACACCACGCUAAGGGGUGUAAACAUGAUGACACAGUCGCAUCUAAAUGACAUCUGGACCUGGAACGCAAAGGUGCCUGCCGUUAUAGACCGAUGCAUGCAUGAUCUGAUCAAGAAAGUUGUGCAACGCCAGCCUCAGACGGUGGCUAUAUCUGCUUGGGAUGGCAGUUUGACAUAUUCUGAGUUAGAUCAGCUGUCAACCAGCCUUGCAACCCAUCUGGUCGGCAUGGGGGUAAAAAGGAACAUGAUUGUGCCGCUUUGCUUUGAGAAAAGCUUGUACGCCAUGCUAGCGGUCCUUGGGGUUAUGAAAGCCGGCGGCGCCACUCUUCUCCUAGAUCCAUCAUUACCAGACUCUCGCCUUGAUGAUAUAUUGCAGCAGGCGAAUCCCACUGUUAUAUUGUCAUCAAUAUCACAGGAACAGCGCUGUUCCCGAUGGGUGGCUCACCCAGUGGCCUUGGGGAAGCAAUCCACCUUUUUUGACGCCGAGGAGACCAACAGGAACACCGAAAUUCACGAUCUGCCGGUUGUAUCUUCGGAUGACCUUCUCUACACCGUGUUUACGAGUGGUAGCACGGGAACCCCCAAAGGAUGUCUCAUGUAUCAUCAACAAUUCACCAGUGCAGUCGUCCAUCAGCAAGCUACGCUUGAAAUGAAUCCAUCCACACGCUUAUACGACUUCUCCUCCUACUCUUUUGAUGCAGUCUACUGGUGCCUCUUUCACGUAUGGAACGCCGGGGGGACGUUAUGUAUCCCCAGCGAGGAAGAACGGAAAAGCGACCUGACCGAGAGCGUGCGCCGGUUUGAGACCACGCACAUUUUCUUAACUCCUUCCACUGCACGGUGGAUAGACCCCCAACGUACUCCUACCCUACGCUAUCUAUUCCUCGGCGGUGAGGCGGUCUUGCCAGAGGAUCUCGCUCGAUGGUCCCCACACGUCAACACAUUUGAGGUAUAUGGACCUUCAGAAUGCUCUGCUAUUACCCUCUAUCAUCGAGUUCCCAAAACAACAGCUGUUGCCGUGCAUUCUAUUGGGAAAGGAAUUGGCGUUCUGACCUGGGUGGUAGACCCAAAGGACCAAGACCGACUCGCACCUCUUGGAACAGUAGGUGAGCUGUACCUCGAGGGACCUCUAGUGGGACAAGGCUACUUCCGAAAUGAAGAGAAAACGGCAGCUGCCUUCAUUGAGAACCCAUACUGGUUAGGUCAGGGCUCCCCUGAUGGAACAGUGCCGGGACGGCGAGGCCGGAUGUAUAAGACUGGUGACCUUGUCAAAUAUCAUCCACUCACUGGAAAUCUCGCGUUCGUGGGCCGAAAGGAUACACAGGUUAAACUGCGAGGCCAACGCAUCGAGCUUGCAGAUGUUGAACAUCAUGUCAUGCAAUGCCUAAUGGAUCGAUCUUCAUCAGGAACUGCGCCAACAGCAGUGGCAGAGGUUAUAGAGCCAGUAGCGACUGGUCGACCGAUGCUUGCCGUUUUUAUCGAUUGCAAUCAAGAGCAGUUGUCCGACUUAUUGCCCCAUCUCGAAGCUGAGUUGCCGAGCCGGGUUCCGUCCUACAUGGUACCUACAACUUAUAUUGCAAGCCCAUCUAUGCCGAUGGCAGCCAGUGGCAAGACAGACCGACGCCGGUUACGCGAGAUUGGUUCCACUUUGACUCUGGAACUCUUGUCACGAAGUGAUUCCUCUGCAACUAGGUUGGCCCCCAGCACAGCCUCCGAGUGCCACUUACAGGCUUUAUGGGUUGAAGUCCUCGGUAUACCCGCCGAGAAGAUUGGAGCCGAAAGCAACUUUGUUCGUCUAGGUGGCGAUUCUAUUUUGGCGAUGCGGUUAGCCUCUUUGGCUCGUAGCCAAGGAUUGAGCUUGUCAGUUCAUAGUAUUCUCACCACGCCUCGGUUGUCGGAGAUGGCACAAGAAAUGCCUGCCUUGAUUUCAACAGAUGCCAACAAGACGGAAGUGGCCGAUCCGUUCUCUCUCCUAAAGCACCCCUCGGAGCAAAAGAUUAUCUUGGAUGAAUUCGCGAGCCAAUGCGACAUCCAAGCCAGCCAAGUUGAAGACAUAUUUCCUUGUACGGGUGUCCAAAAGUCGCUCCUCUCCAUGACCGCCAAACACGCCAACUCGUAUGUCGCUCGACUCUUGCUCAAGCUUAGGAAGGACGUCGAUGAGUCACGUCUCAUGAAUGCAUGGGAAGUGGUGAGUAUGACUUCUGCUCCCAUUCUUCGUUCCCGAAUUGUGGACUGUCCAACGGAGGGGCUCGUGCAAGGUCUCGUGGAUGAAUCGCUGCACUGGGAUGUCACUCAGCCACUGCAGGACUAUCUCCAAAAAUAUCAAAACAGGCCCAUGGGUCUAGCCACCCCGUUGACUCGACUGGCCAUUGUGGAAGACGAACGCAACCAAGAACGAUAUUGUCUGCUAACCCAGCAUCAUGCGAUAUAUGAUGGUUAUUCAUUAAAUCUUCUCGUGGACGAGGUGUCUAAGGCUUAUGAUGGCACCCUUGACGGUCAUACCCCAGUGGCAUCAUUCCAAGCUUUCAUCAAGCAUGUCAUGGAGGUUGAUGCGGAGAAGGCAAAGGACUUCUGGUGUCGUGAAUUUGCAAAUUUCGAGGCAAUCCCUUUCCCAGCAUUGCCCCAUGCGGAUCAUCAACCUAAAGCAGAUAGCACAGUACGACACAGUCUGAAGGCAUUCCAGUGGCCACAGCGAGAUGUCACUCCAUCAACCAUCAUUCGCGCAUCGUGGGCCAUCCUCACUGCGCGGUACAUGGACUCGGAUGAUGUGGUUUUCGGUGCCAUGGUUACGGGCCGACAAGCUCCUCUCCAAGGGCUAGAUCGCAUGAUUGCGCCUCUUAUAAAUGCUGUGCCUAUUCGAGUCAAACUUGACUUCCAAGAAUCGGUCGAUAGUCUGCUCAAUAACAUCCAGAAGCAGUCCAUCGAUAUGAUUGCCUACGAACAGACUGAGCUGCUCACAAUUCGGCGCAUUGACACAAACACCGAUCGCGGCAGCCGAUUCAAUACACUUCUCGUUGUUCAGCCUGCAAGUCAAGGCCAGUCUGUCAAUCACGCUAAUGGCCCCUACGAGAAUCCCAGGAAGCUAGUCUCCGCAACUCAUGAUCUCGAUGAUUCCAACCCAAAUGCUAUUAUGAUCAUGUGCCAGCUUACGAAGACGAACGGUCUGGAGCUGGAGUUUAGCUUUGAUUCUAGGGUGGUGGACACGGCCCAGAUGGAACGAAUUGCCUCUCAAUUUGAGCAUAUCUUGCGUCAAGUUUGUGUGGCCACGACGCAGCCUGUCGAUCACAUUCAGACUAUCAGUGGUGCUGAUCUAGCAGAGCUAUGGGACUGGAACUCGUCUGUUCCGUCGGCAAUCGCUGAAUGCGUGCACAGCUUGAUUGGUACAACUGCCCAGAAUUAUGGAGACCAUCCUGCCAUCUGCGCCUGGGAUGGCCAUUUAUCGUAUUUCGAGCUGGACCAACUUUCUAACCAGUUGGCCUCGCACUUGGUCGCCUUUGGUGUUGGUCCCGGUACCGUAAUUCCACUUUGUUUUGAGAAGUCCAUGUGGCAUCCAGUGGCAGCCCUUGGAGUGAUGAAGUCAGGUGCUGCGUGUCUCUCAAUGGACUCGACUCAACCAGAAUCCAGGCUCCAGUCCAUUGUCAAACAAGUCGAUCCUAGGGUUAUCCUCGCAUCGGCCAAAACUGCCAGGUUGGCCGGUCAUCUAUCUGAUGCUGAGGUCAUUGUGAUUGACCAAGAUUACCUGGAUUUAGCGGCUAAAGAUAUUCUCACCCAGCCGUUGCCCACAGUUCACCCAUCCAAUGUUCUAUACGUGGUAUUCACCAGCGGCUCCACAGGAACACCGAAAGGCGUUGUGACUACACAUCAGAAUUUUGCCUCUGCUGCAACGCAUCAGGCAGAGAUGCUGCGUAUUCAACCAGGUACACGCGUAUUUGACUUUGUCUCAUACAGCUUUGACGUCUCGUGGUCCAAUACCCUUCAGACAUUGAUCCGCGGAGGUUGUCUUUGUAUUCCUGAUGAGUUGGAGCGUCGAAAUAACAUUUCAGGGGCCUUCAAUCGCAUGAAUUGCAACUAUUCGUACUUUACCCCCUCAGUGGUGCGAUCCUUGGAGCCAUCAAGCAUGCCGGGACUCAAAACCUUGGCCAUGGGGGGGGAGCCUAUUCCCACCACCGAGAUUGCUCGGUGGAAGCAGGCGGAGGCCAUCAUUGGAAUAUACGGCCCGGCUGAGUGUGCACAGGCCCUCACAUUCACACUUCUCCAGCCUAAUGGGCGCAACAAUCAUGUAGGGUACUCAUAUGGGGCCCGGACAUGGCUUGUCCAACCGGGCUGUCCCGAUCGUCUGGCCCCAAUUGGCGCAGUGGGAGAGCUUCUCAUUGAGGGUCCCACGGUCAGUCGAGGAUAUUUUGAUGACACUGACAAGACCACCGCUGCGUAUAUCAAGAAUCCACCUUGGCUGUUGCAAGGCGCACCAAGCCUUCCAGGCCGCCAGGCCACCCUAUACAAGACGGGUGACCUACUUCGAUACAACUCAGACGGGUCGUUGGAUUUUCUCGGCCGUAAGGAUGGUAUGGUCAAGCUGAGAGGCCAGCGAAUUGAGCUGGCUGAAGUAGAGUAUCAUAUCCGUGCAAACCUGCGCCACCCUGAGCGAUGUGAUGGCCUGGCGGCAGAAAUUAUUACCCCUAAUAACAGCAGUCCCAUUCUCGCCGUCUUUGUUGCCAUCUCCCCCGCUGGGGUGGCACAGUCCGAGGAAGACACUUUAUCGAAACUGGCAGGCUUGAUUGACGGCUUGGAGGACAGACUUUCCAACCGUGUACCGCAAUACAUGAUCCCUGGCGCCUACAUCCCCAUUGAAAAGAUUCCAAUGACUACCACGGAUAAAACAGAUAGAAGAACUUUACGGCAGUUGGGAGCCGUUCAGACUUUGGAGAACCUGGCAAAACUGCAGUCCCACGGGAAAACCCAUCGCGCACCGACCAGCGUCAUGGAACAAAAGUUGCAAGCACUAUGGUCGGUUGUUCUUGGAAUGGAUGCCAGCAUUAUCAAUGCCGACAGCAACUUCCUUAGAAUUGGUGGAGAGUCCAUCGCAGCAAUGCGACUAGUGACAGCGGCACGAAAUGAGAAGCUCUCACUCACAGUCGCGGAUAUUUUCAACGCACCACGCCUCUCUCAACUCGCCCUUUUAGUGCAGGAAACCACUAUAGAGGACUCUCUACCGUUGGUACAGUCCUUCGCUUUGCUUGAAACGAAUGAUCCAAAGCCCUUCCUCGCUCACUUUGUCGAUCCGCUCCUCGACCCUGGGGCUGGGACUGUUCUUGAUGUGCUUCCUUGUACCGACUUCCAAACUUGUGCAAUUUUGGAUGCUUUCCAAGACCCACCCAGCCGAUUGCCGCAUUGGAUCUUCGAUCUUCCAGCAAGUGUCGACUUCUCACGGCUAGAGAUGUCAUGCCGCAAGCUAGUAGACCAUCACGACAUCCUCCGGACUGUGUUCAUUCAAACACAUGAUCGAUUCUGGCAGGUUUUGCUGGAGCAUUUGAAUCCUGCUUACGACAAUUUCCAGGCAAACCAUGAUGAUGAUAUUACAGCCUUCGUGGAUUCCAUUUGUGAGCUAGAUCGAAAAAGGAUUCGAACCUUUGGCUCUUCCUUCAUUCGAUUUAUGGCAAUACGGAGUCACUCUGGACAGCACCGACUCAUUUUCCGGAUCUCGCACGCCCAAUUUGACGGCUUCAGCUGGGAUACUGUCCUCCGCAGUCUCUCUUCGCUCUACUGCGGCGACACCCUCCCUAACGAACCGAAAUUUGCCCAAUACAUCACCUAUAGGGAGAACAUGAAGGCAAACGCCUUUGCUUACUGGGCCACACGACUGAAACACGCUCCAAAUCCCGGCUGGAGUGGUGUAGAUUGCUCCAACUCCAACCGUGUGUACACUACCUCGGACCGGCUGACGGUGAAAGCGACGAUCCCAAUCCCCGAAGGCCGAUUGUUUGAAGGGAUGUCGCCCGCAACAUUAUUCCAUGCCGCUUGCGCUAUGGUAUUGUCCCGUCAGUACCAACAAGCCCAAGUUGUUUUUGGUCGACUAGUCACUGGCCGGUCGAUGCUACCAAGCAGUCUACAAAAUGUGGUCGGUCCGUCUAUGACCGAGAUCCCUAUCAGCGUGCACAUUGGGUCCUAUGCAACUCUUUCGGACAUCGCAUUACAGUUGCAGCGUCAGCUCAUUGAGGAUUCCCGAUACGAAACCGCCGGGAUGGAAGAGAUUAUCCGGAACUGCACUGACUGGCCUGAUCACAUAAAAGACUUUGGCUGGAGGACCUCUUUCCAGCAAGAAGAUGAUAGUAAUUUUACUUUCCUUGGGACAGCAAGUCGGAUAUCGUUUUACGAGCCGGAUCUGCUGCCUCGAAACCGACCAGAAAUAUAUGCUACCCCACGGGAUGGGAAGUUGGAUCUUGAGUUCGAGGGUAAUCGCCAAUUGAUCAGCGAGGACGAUGUUCAACGCUUCAUUCAAGGUCUGGAAACGGUUUUGGGUAACGUUUGA
Molecule: messenger RNA, 16266 nt
Organism: Penicillium robsamsonii
Lineage: Eukaryota; Fungi; Ascomycota; Eurotiomycetes; Eurotiales; Aspergillaceae
Product: non-ribosomal peptide synthetase
Exons: 5
Coding region: 1-16266 (5421 amino acids)
Biological process (GO): amino acid activation for nonribosomal peptide biosynthetic process; secondary metabolite biosynthetic process
Cellular component (GO): cytoplasm
Molecular function (GO): phosphopantetheine binding; catalytic activity
Source: RefSeq, a predicted model, not a curated record